UAUUAAAUAGGUUUUUAUAAAAUAUCUGUGCGAACAUCAAUACCAACGAAAAAAAAUAAAAUCGCGACGCUUUUAUCGAUUAGAACGCUAGAACAAUAUGCGAGGUCUAUUAAAAUGUUUUAAAAUGUUCAUGUUCCGGAAUGAAUAUCGGCUGUCCGCGGUCUGUCCGUCAUCGGGUAGAACAGUUCACACACUCAAGUUCCAGCAGCGRCUCAAUCGACCAAACCAGUACCUGAAUUUCCAACGAUUGUGUGGAUCACAUCAGUGGUCCAAUAACACGAAGAAGCAAUUGAAGGUGGUGUCGGACAACCGUUGUUUCGGCGGACAACAAAAGGUCUACGAACACGAAAGUGACGUGUUAAAUUUCCGUAUGAGAUUUUCUGUAUAUAUACCAGAAAAUUUGAAAAGACCUGCUCCUGUAUUAUAUCAUUUGAGUGGUAUGUUAUGUUCUGAACAAACAUUUAUACAGAAGUCAGGGUUUCAACGAUGGGCAGCACAUUAUGGAAUAGUUGUUGUGUCACCAGAUAUCUGUCCUAGGGUUACUUUAGGUGUUAAAAACAAUGAAAUUGAAGAUAAUGGCCAAUCGUAUUAUGUAAAUGCCGUGAAAAAACCGUGGAGUAAGAAUUUCCAAAUGUAUUCAUAUGUGAACGAAGAGCUACCUAGUAUUAUUCAUCAGAAUUUUAAUGUCAGUAGAGACAAACAGUCAAUCAUGGGUCACAGUAUGGGAGGCCAUGGUGCAUUAAUAAGUGCACUUAAAAAUCCUGKCAAGUUUCGUUCAGUCUCGGCUUUAGCUCCAGUUUGUAAUCCAUCUCAAUCACCUGAUGAACGAUUGAUAUUAAAGUGUUAUUUUGGAGAUGAUAACAAAACAAUGGAAAAAUGGGAUUCUACCUGCUUGGCAGCUGAUUAUAAAGGACCAGAGUUAAAUAUUCUCAUACAUCAAGGAUAUGAUGAUGUAUACAAAAAUGAUUUAAGAUUGGAAAGUUUUAUAAGCGCUUGUAAAAAAGCAGGGAUUGCAGCUUCAAUAAAUAUAGAAGAAGGAUAUGAUCAUGGCUUUUAUUUUAUUUCAACUUUUAUAGAUCAGCAUUAUCAUCAUCAUGCUAAAUUUUUAUGUGACUCAUAAUUUAUCAAAUUUGAUGUAUUUUUAAGUGGUAUUUGGUUUAUAAGUUGUAUGUUACCAUAAAAUCUUUCAAACUUAAUUUUUAUUUUUAUGAUUAUAUUAUGAAA
Diuraphis noxia (Russian wheat aphid) is the source of this 1224-nucleotide messenger RNA. RefSeq names its product S-formylglutathione hydrolase-like. Gene Ontology annotation, molecular function: S-formylglutathione hydrolase activity. The record is from RefSeq and is a predicted model, not a curated record. Gene Ontology annotation, cellular component: cytosol. Gene Ontology annotation, biological process: formaldehyde catabolic process. Lineage: Eukaryota; Metazoa; Arthropoda; Insecta; Hemiptera; Aphididae.